Messenger RNA from Momordica charantia (bitter melon), 1644 nucleotides. RefSeq names its product putative E3 ubiquitin-protein ligase SINAT1. Gene Ontology annotation, molecular function: protein binding; zinc ion binding; ubiquitin protein ligase activity. Gene Ontology annotation, cellular component: cytoplasm. Gene Ontology annotation, biological process: multicellular organism development; ubiquitin-dependent protein catabolic process. The record is from RefSeq and is a predicted model, not a curated record. Lineage: Eukaryota; Viridiplantae; Streptophyta; Magnoliopsida; Cucurbitales; Cucurbitaceae.
UGCGUGCGGGAAAUGUCAGCUUCUUCGCGUCUGCAAAAGCCAAGACUGCGCCACUCCACUAAUAAAGACGAGGCACAGGAACAGGAAUAGCCCCAUUUUCAAAAGCUUCUUAAAAAAAUUAUUCCCAUGAACGAGAACGCUACGCUAGCUGUCGCCGUGCCUCAGGAGCUCGAUUCCUUGUUUCUUUCCCCAAUUUCUUUAUUAUUUCUCUGUUUUAAUCAAAUGUUUUCUCCAAAAGGAUCAAUCACCAGUAGGCGAUCCGUUUGGGGCUGCUCAGCAACCAAAAUUAUUUGACUCUCCAGAGAUUUGUUGUGCCAAUCAAGGCGCCACACGUACAAUCCUCGCCCGCGACAUUGCUCCACCUCACCACCCACCAGCUUGUUCUUUCUCGUCCUUUGAUUUUCCUUUUGGGGCCCUAGAAUUUUGCAAUUAUUGGAAGGCGGAGCGGCGCAAAGUUGGAUAUUCAAGCAUUUGGGGAUCAGAAUCUUAUCUGCCUACUGCAUUUCUUAACCAUUUUGCAAUUUCUGCUUCUGCUUCAAUUUUUUUCCAUCUGGAGAUCCCAUGAGUAUUGUAGAAUUCAGAGAGAAGGAGAUGUACCAGCAGAAGAAGUUAAGGGAAGAACAUACUUCUUCUUCUGGGGCCAGCUUCUGCAAGGAAGUGACCGAGUUGCGCCUUACAUCGAUAGAUUCUCAAGCAGCAACUUCUCGUCCAGAGUUCAAAAGCGUCUCUUCCAGGAAAUCUUCCACUGGUUUUGGCAGGAAUUGUAACAAUGUACAUGAGCUACUAGAUUGCACUGUUUGCAUGGAUUUAAUGCACCCUCCAAUUUACCAGUGUGCAAAUGGCCACACCCUUUGUUCAAGCUGCAAGUCAAGGGUUCACAACUGCUGCCCUACGUGCCGCCAUGAGCUUGGAAACAUAAGGUGCCUAGUGCUGGAAAAGGUGGCCGAGUCGCUCGAACUCCCUUGUGUGUACCAAAAUCUAGGCUGCAUUGACACGCUCCCAUACUACAGCAAGCUUAAACAUGAGAAGAACUGUAAAUAUCGCCCCUACAACUGCCCUUAUGCAGGAGGUGAAUGUUCUGUAACUGGUGACAUCCCGUACCUCGUCAUGCAUCUCAAGGACGAUCACGAGGUUGAUAUGCAUGAGGGAUGUUCCUUCAGCCAUAGAUACGUCAAAUCCAAUCCCCGAGAAGUUGAAAAUGCUACAUGGAUGCUAACUGUAUUUAACUGCUUUGGACGACAAUUCUGUUUGCACUUUGAAGCAUUUCGGUUAGGAACAGCACCUGUUUACAUGGCGUUCCUCCGGUUCAUGGGCGACGACGAUGAUGCGAAGAAAUUUUCUUACAGUUUGGAAGUUGGUGGAAAUGGGAGAAAACUCAUGUGGCAAGGUACGCCGAGAAGCAUCAGGGAUAGCCAUCGGAAGGUUCGGGACAGUCAGGAUGGAUUGAUCAUUCACAGGAACUUGGCUCUGUUCUGCUCUGGAAAUCAUGGCCAGGAACUGAAGCUCAAGGUUGUAGGACGAAUAUGGAGAGUACGGUGAGAUUUGAGAACAAUAUAUACAUUCUCAAAAUUUGUACAAUAUGUGAGACUUAUCUCUGUAAAGGCUACGGUUCAGCAUUGUUAGAAGCUUGAUAUUUCAUCAUCA